AUGCCGCCUUUAUAUCAAUUCUACGUCAACAAAGCCGAAGCAUGGGCUGGCACUGAGUCUGCAACAACCAGAUCUGGCCAGCACCACUGCUCAGAGGCCGCGGGCCCACAACACACCGACCACGAUGUCGAACUCAUUCAGCAAAUGAUCGACAGCAAGCUCAUCAGCCUUCAAGAUGUCUUACGUCAACAUGCGCUCUUCCAUGAAGCUACUGCCGGCUCUGGUGCUCCUCCUGCGUCUGACCAUCUGGUCUCAGCCGAUUGUGGUGUCGAUGCGCCUUCACGAACUUCAAAUAUGGCUGGUCGAUCCACGGUCAAUGCUGAGCACCAUGCUGCACCAGCCGAUCACCACGAAGCCAUGACUGAGCAUGCGGCCACGGCCGAUCACCAAGAAGCCAUGACUGAGCAUGCGGCCACGGCCGAUCACCAAGAAGCCAUGACUGAGCAGGCGGCCACGGCCGAUCACCAAGAAGCCAUGACUGAGCAUGCGGCCACGGCCGAUCACCACGAAGCCAUGACUGAGCAUGCGGCCACGGCCGAUCACCACGAAGCCAUGACUGAACAUGCGGCCACGGCCGAUCAUCACGAAGCCAGGACUGAGCAUGCGGCCACGGCCGAUCAAGGCAAUGCACACCCAAGCAGCCUUCGGUCACCUGUCUCCAGGCAAAAGGAGAACCUCCCUGUCGUCGGUCGCCGCUUGAAGGCUAACGCGCUCAUUACUCGGUAUGAACAACGUGGCAACAAUCGCUCUCUGGCGCCAACCUUCAAACAGCCGACACUUUUCCAUUACGGCGCGCAUCGGAUGCCAGGAAGCUCUUCGUUCCAAGAGAUCACAUCUCUGUCACCAAGUCUUGGUCACCAUGCUGCAUCAGCAGAUCCUCCUCCAGGCCCACCAAAUUUUGGUCACCAUGCUGCACCAGCAGACAUGUCGCCGUACCGUGGACCAUUCACGAUCUCGACGCUGGUUGCACAUUUUGCCCCACCACCACGUCCGAUCAUCGACAGUGUCUGGACUCCUGCGAUAUUCCCAGCCAAUCCUGGUAACUCUAAUGAUCGGAAUGUUGUCCUUGAUGGAGGUUGGAGAGAUGAACUGCGUACCUUCUUGGAUUUCAACAACCAUGGCAGUACUACCGAAAUCUUGCCUACGUUGAGCGAUUGGUUCCUACAGGCACGCCGCCGCCGCAACGUUAAGGAUAUUGCCAAUCUCCCUGUUCGACAACAAGCUGAACUCCUAGUGCCUAUGUCUGAUCUCCGGGACACCUGGAUCAUAUGGGAGGCGCAUUCAAGAGACCCAAAUCGCCUUAGUUGGGGCAACGCCAACAAUGGUCCAAGACCCGAUACACUCUGCCAUGAUGCCGUCUUGCGUUUCGGAUGCAGCUCCUUCCACCGCGCUCCAUUGCAUCCUAUCAGGAAUGUCACAAAAUUCGCUCGUGCCUUCACCAAGGGAGGUGUCAUGUACCCACGACCUAAGCCUCUUCGAGAUGGAUACAUCCCUUGCGGCUUGGCCCAUCCGUUCUCUGGCUCCCCAGAGCCAUGCUCAGAUCCAUCUUGCGGCUCAGCCGAUCCAUCCAGCUCCCAACUUCCAUAUUGCGGCUCGGCCGAUCAUGCUGUCACGCCUGGCGACUGGUAUGAUGUGCCUGGGGACAUCCAAUUGCCAUUCGACUUCGAGAAGUAUGACAUGCACCGCCAACCUAAAGUGCCUGGUGGUCUUUCGCGUGCCAAGAGCUGCGUCUCUACUCUCCCGGAUGUCUUUUACGACUGGAAGUUCCGUGCCUGGCUGGCCGACCGCGUGUUCUUCUUGUUGCGCCAGAUCUGUCCUCAUCUCAAGCCAUGGAAAUACCAUCAGUCAAUCUGCGAUACCAAUCCAGAGGUCCUCGCCGAUCCUAAUCAUUGGUCCAGUCCUGCACGCGAUCGCAAUGUCGAUGUCGAUGACCCCGACAUCAACAUUGGCUACUUCGACUUUGACGCAUACUGCGACCCUCACGGGCUGGAGCGUGCGUCCCUCAGCUGGCCAAUGUUUGCACAACUCGGAUGCGGUCUCAUUUCCCAUCAGGACUGGGUACACAUCGCUAUACUCCGCUAUGGCCGUCGGGAUCUCAUUGACGGCGCCCGUAAGAUGCUCCUCGUCGCCAGUCACAUAGCCAGUCGUUCAACAAUGAGCGUUCGCGCUGCCACAAGCGGCCAAACUAUGUCCGUCGGUCCUAUUGAUGCUCAGAUGCCCACCACAUUAUUCGACGUGCCCGUCAGCUGCAUCGCCUUGUCAUUGGUCUCUGGGCCACCAUACAGUCGCAAGAUCAAUGCAUCGUUCUUGGGCUAUCGGUAUUGGAUCACAGAAGGCAGUGGCACAAGACCACAGAGAGAAAUAUUGGGGUGGUUUGGGAAUGCGUCCUCUCUGUCUGCUUCACAUAUCAAGAGCUUGCGCGCUCCAAAGUGGUUGAAGCUGAGUGGCGAGAAUACGUACGGCAGCGUACAAACCCUGAAGACCAUUGGAGGCGAGAUGGUUUUCCUCCAUCAGGUGCGUGUUGUCUUGCUCGAGCUGGUAGAUUGCGCCAUAUUUCUCAUCGGCAGGCAGGUCUGUCAUUUGUGCACGGAUGAGAUUCAUCCACUUGGGAAGAUUGGUGUUGCGGGUAAGACACGGAACAGCGACGAUAAAGACGUUGCCACGACGCAAUUGCCAUACCAUCACGAACCACUGAUCGGUAACGUCCGCAAUGAAUUGGUCGAUCAUGAGCAGCAGAGGCUAUGCGUUCGUGUGGAACUCUGCAAGCACCGGGGAGAUGGAGUUUGGCUACCUGAGGAAUCGAUUUACAUCUCGAUCAACCACAUUGCACCUCAAGGAGACUAUGACCUGCUUCAGCGUCGCCUGCCUGCAGUCACAGGCCGCGCACCAACACCGCCAGACUUUUCGCUGGGGUAUCUACACCGCAAGCUCAGAUAUGAAAACCAGACCGAGUUCAUCCAGCUGGCUCAAAACUUCCACGAUUACGACAUUCCAGUCUCGAUGCUUGUGAUCGACUAUCAUUCGUGGGCACGAUCUAAGCUGCGGUCGCCGUAUCAAACACAUCACGCUGGUCUCAGCCUUGGCUUUGAGAGCCGACAAGCUUUUCUUUUGAUACAGUGGCUGACACUCAAAGUGAAAGAGCUGACCGGUGCUGAAAUUAUGGCAUCCCUCUGGCCGAGUUCAUUGCUCAAAGCCAACUACUUCGACCAAGGCAUCAAGAAUUUCUGCAUCGACCAAGCAGAUGGCCGCAACUUGGGCGAAGCAUACAGCAAUAAUGGCAUGUCGGAUUUUGUCCACUCACCACCCUACCCAAUCUCAGACGUGCUCUAUUACGCCGGCACUCAGACCUCUGCUGGUAAGCUCUACCCAUGGGAACAUCAGCAAGCGAUCGAAAACGGCCUUCGUAACGCCACGGGCACGAAAAUGGGCGAGCCGUGGCAAUAUCUAUCACUUUCUCGCUCGGGCUACAUCGGUUCGCAAAGAUUCUGCUCGAUGAUCUGGUCAGGAGACACGACCUCGGUAUGGGAGACGCUCGCAGCUCAAGUCGCUUCUGGGCUCUCAGCUGCCGCUACUGGCUGGAGUUGGUGGACACUCGAUCUCGGAGGCUUUCAGGGCGAUCCGACAAUUGACUGGAGCAGCAAUGUUGAUGAAGAAGCCUAUCGAGAACUGUACGUUCGAUGGCUGCAAUGGGGCACAUUCUUGCCAUUUAUGCGUAACCUGAUUGAAGUUGCCCACCUAGCACGGCGCUCGCUCUUGAAAUAUGGAGAGCACAAUCUCCCAAUUAUCAAGUCCUACAUCAAUCUCCGCUACCAACUCAAGCCUUACGUCAAAGCUCUGUUCGACCAGUUUAGCUUGACAGGGCGCAUGAUUAUGAGGCCUCUGUGCAUGGAUUUCUCAGUCUCGGAUCCGAACAUUCUCCUCUACUCGGCGAACAACUCCAACUACACUACUCAGCAGUACAUGUUUGGACCAAGUGUGUUGGUCACGCCUGUCACGUUGCCCAAUAUGACGGAAUGGACUGUCUAUUUGCCUAAAACAAAGGCGGAGGCUGCCAUCCCGACUGGCCAUGGCGGCUUCAAUGCUACGGCAACAACGAAGCCUUGGACGUACUGGUGGACCCAUGAGUUGUUUGCUGGUGGACGGGAGGUGACCGUACCUGCGCCUUUGGAGCACAUCCCGGUCUUCUUCCUGGGAAAUAGAGAGCAGAUCAUGAAUUGCAUGUCGGACUCCAGCUGA
Pseudocercospora fijiensis CIRAD86 is the source of this 4236-nucleotide messenger RNA. Its product is annotated as glycoside hydrolase family 31 protein. The record is from RefSeq and is a predicted model, not a curated record. The transcript is spliced from 18 exons. Lineage: Eukaryota; Fungi; Ascomycota; Dothideomycetes; Mycosphaerellales; Mycosphaerellaceae. Gene Ontology annotation, biological process: carbohydrate metabolic process. Gene Ontology annotation, molecular function: hydrolase activity, hydrolyzing O-glycosyl compounds. The coding region runs from base 1 to 4236 and encodes 1411 amino acids.